Messenger RNA from Cucumis melo (muskmelon), 1672 nucleotides. Its product is annotated as cytoplasmic tRNA 2-thiolation protein 1. Gene Ontology annotation, cellular component: cytosolic tRNA wobble base thiouridylase complex; mitochondrion. The record is from RefSeq and is a predicted model, not a curated record. NCBI's taxonomy places the organism in Eukaryota, Viridiplantae, Streptophyta, Magnoliopsida, Cucurbitales, Cucurbitaceae. Gene Ontology annotation, biological process: tRNA wobble position uridine thiolation. Gene Ontology annotation, molecular function: tRNA binding. The coding region runs from base 134 to 1210 and encodes 358 amino acids. The transcript is spliced from 10 exons.
GUGUCACCCAGUACCCACCCUCUGUGGCCUUUGGCCUUUUCCUUCCCUUCCGGCUUCCACCGAAUUUUACGGUUCGUAGUCGAACUGAGUUUCCCAUCACCUUGCACCUACCAGGAAGCCAAUCAAACUGACAAUGGAGGAAGCCGGUCCCAAACCCAAGAGGCCCGUCUCGUCCCUUUGUUGUUUAUGCAACAACAGGAAAGCUGCUCUCAAGAGGCCCAAAACCCUCCAACAGAUAUGCAGAGAAUGUUUCUAUGAGGUCUUUGAGGAGGAGAUUCAUCAAGUUAUUGUGAAGAAUCAGUUGUUCAGACCUGGGGAACGCAUUGCUGUUGGUGCAUCUGGUGGAAAAGAUUCUACCGUUCUUGCUUAUGUGUUAUCAGAACUGAAUCAGCGGCACAAUUAUGGUUUAGAUCUCUUUCUUUUAUCAGUUGAUGAGGGCAUCACUGGAUACAGAGAUGACUCCCUUGAAACUGUGAAAAGAAAUGAAAUUCAGUAUGGAUUGCCACUACAAAUUGUAUCAUACAAGGAUUUAUAUGGAUGGACAAUGGACGAGAUAGUGAAAAUGAUCGGUUUGAAGAAUAAUUGCACCUUUUGUGGAGUUUUCCGUCGACAGGCUCUUGAUAGAGGUGCUGCAUGGUUGAAAGUAGACAAGCUUGCCACAGGGCACAAUGCAGAUGAUAUGGCUGAAACAGUUCUAUUAAAUAUAUUACGAGGUGAUAUUGCAAGAUUGAGUAGAUGUACUGCAAUAAUUACCGGUGAAGAUGGACCAAUUCCAAGAUGCAAACCUUUCAAAUACACAUAUGAAAAGGAGAUCGUAAUGUAUGCUUACUUUAAGAAGCUGGACUACUUCUCCACCGAGUGCAUUUAUUCUCCCAAUGCUUAUCGUGGUUUUGCUCGUGAAUUUAUUAAGGAUUUGGAACGAAUCAGACCUAGGGCCAUUCUUGACAUCAUUAAAUCUGGCGAGGAUUUCAGGAUUUCCACUUCAACAAAAAUGCCUGAGCAAGGGACGUGUGAACGAUGUGGCUACAUUUCAAGCCAGAAAUGGUGUAAAGCUUGUGUUCUGCUCGAGGGCCUAAACCGAGGUUUACCAAAGCUGGGUAUUGGGCGCAGUCGGGGGCUUGAUAGCGAGGGGAAGAAGGAAACCAUUGGAAGUAAUAAUGUACAUACGAGAAGCAUUGAGAGCAAACAAUGUGGCUCUUUAGAUUUCUGAAGCUUCUUUGUUUGAUGGUCAAGGAGUAAUCUAAGAAGAAUCAGUCAUUCUUCACUGUUUGUGAUUGAAGAAAAAAGGCAAAUGGAGAAAACGAAAUAGAUCAUGAUUCAACAUAUCUGAUUUGACACCAUCAAUACAAACAAUGAAAUCCACUGGAAAACUACAAGCGUCCAUGUAGCAGGUAAUAACCUCAUUGUAAAACAUAAUUUUAAUAUCUAUCCUCUUAUAUUUUGAAUUUGAUUUCAAUUUUGUUCAAUCAUUUAGAUUUGAAUUUUAGGUUAAUUUAGUCUCUAAAUUUCAAGAUUUUACCAUUCAAACACAGUGUAAAACACCACAAACAUGACCUGACCAAGAGCUGGUUGGCGACAGUGAUGUGUGCAAAUCUCGAGUGGGGUUUGAAUUUCAUUGAGAAAAAUGAAAUAAAUUAAAAAUACUACUAUAUGAGAAGUGGUUUUGUUUUAA